CCUAAGAGAGGAAGAAUAGAAACAGAACGAGAGGGGGAGAGAGGAGAGGGAUUUUUCUGUCGGAGCUCCUUCUUCGUGGCGGAGUUUUUUCCGGCUAGGAAUCCGAUCGACUUCCGCUGCUCCGCCCUUCCCCUACGGGAAAAGCAGGAGGGUGGGAGAGAGUUGGGUUCCGAUGGCGAACGCCACGGGAUGUCCGAAUGAGAUGCCGACGACGAGCAACGGGAUAUUCCAGGACAGCAAUCCUCUGAACUACGCCCUCCCUCUCCUCAUCGUCCAGAUCUGCCUCGUCGUCGUCGUCACCCGCGCCCUCGCCUUCCUCCUCAGGCCACUCCGCCAGCCUCGCGUCAUUGCAGAGAUUAUCGGAGGGAUCUUGCUGGGGCCGUCGGCGCUAGGCCGGAGCACGGCGUACCUCCACGCUGUGUUUCCUCAGCGCAGCCUGACGGUGCUGGAGACCCUCGCCGACGUGGGGCUGCUGUAUUUCCUUUUCUUGGUGGGGCUGGAGCUCGACCCCAAGGCCCUCCGGCGCACCGGCAAGAAGGCUCUCAUCAUCGCCGUCGCCGGCAUCGGCCUCCCGCUCCUCCUCGGCAUCGGCACCUCCUACGUCCUCCGGGCCACCAUCUGCAAGGGCGUCAAUGGGCCGCCUUUCCUCGUCUUCAUGGCCGUCGCACUCUCCAUCACCGCCUUCCCCGUCCUGGCCCGCAUCCUCGCCGAGCUCAAGCUCCUCACCACGGACGUCGGCCGGAUCGCCAUGUCAGCCGCGGCCGUCAACGACGUCGCCGCGUGGAUCCUGCUUGCGCUCGCCAUCGCCCUCUCCAGCUCGGGCAAGUCGCCGCUCAUCUCCCUGUGGGUGCUGCUCAUCGGUGUGGGGUUCAUCGCCUUCAUGGUGACGGCGGUCCGGCCGGUGCUGGUGUGGAUGGGGAACCGGUGCCCCGAGGGGGAGCCCGUGAAGGAGGUGUACAUCUGUGCGACGCUGACGCUGGUGCUGGCGGCCGGGUUCAUCACUGACAUGAUCGGAAUCCACGCGCUGUUCGGGGCGUUCAUCGUGGGGCUGAUCGUGCCCAAGGAAGGGCCGUUCGCCGGCGUUCUGGUCGAGAAGAUAGAGGACCUCGUCUCCGGCCUCUUCCUGCCGCUCUACUUCGUGGCCAGCGGGCUCAAGACCAACGUCGCCACCAUCAGCGGUGGGCUGUCGUGGGCGCUUCUGGCGCUCGUCAUCUUCACCGCCUGCUUCGGAAAGAUCUUUGGCACCUUCGCCGUGGCUCUGGCCUGCAAGGUGCCCUUCCGGGAGUCACUGGCGCUCGGCCUCCUCAUGAACACAAAGGGACUCGUCGAGCUUAUCGUCCUCAACAUCGGCAAGGAUAGGAAGGUGUUGAACGAGCAGACUUUCGCGAUCAUGGUGUUGAUGGCACUGUUCACCACCUUCAUCACGACGCCGCUGGUGACGGCGUUCUACAAGCCGGCACGGAAGGCGACGCCGUACAAGCACCGGACCAUCCAGCGGCGGAGUCCGGACAGCCAGCUCCGCAUCCUGGUCUGCCUCCACUCCACCCGCAACGUCCCCACCAUCAUCAACCUGAUCGAGGCCUCCCGAGGCACCCGCAGCCGCCGCCCAGUCUGCGUCUACGCCAUGCACCUCAUGGAGCUCUCCGAGCGGUCCUCCGCCAUCCUCAUGUGCCACAAGGCCCGCAACAACGGCCUCCCCUUCUGGAACAAGGUCCGCCCCGAGUCUGACCAGAUCAUCGUCGCUUUCGAGGCCUACCAGCAGCUCAGCAGCGUCUCCGUCCGCCCCAUGACCGCCAUCUCCGACCUCACCGACAUGCACGAAGACAUCUGCACCAGCGCCGAGCAGAAGCGCGCUGCCAUCAUCAUCCUCCCCUACCACAAGCACCCCCGCCUCCUCGACGGCUCCCUCGAGCCUUACGCUGCCGGAUUCCACACCGUCAACGUCCGCGUCCUCGAGAAUGCCCCCUGCUCCGUCGGCAUCCUCGUCGACCGCGGCCUCGGCGGCGGCUACCAUGUCUCCGCCAGCGACGUCUCCCACUCCAUCACCGUCCUAUUCUUCGGCGGACCCGACGACCGCGAGGCCCUGUCCUAUGCAGCCCGGAUGGCCGAGCACCCGGGGAUCAAGCUCACCGUGGUCCGGUUCCUCGUGGCGGAGGCCCCCGAUGCCCGCCGCGGCGGCACCGUCAGGAUCGUCCUCGACGGCGAGGAGCUCACGUCGGAUGAGGAGUUCCUGGUGGACUUCAAGGCCAGCCUCCUCUCCUCCGACUCCAUCGACUACCUGGAGAAGGAGGUGAAGGGUAAAGCGGAGAUAGUGGCGGCCAUCAAGGAGCACAUCCGGUGCAACCUGAUACUAGUGGGGAGGUCCGCCCGGUGCGACCCGCUGACGGAGAGAACCGACUCGCCGGAGCUGGGCCCGGUAGGUUCGCUGCUGGUGUCGCCGGAGUUCCCCAUGAGCGCGUCCGUGUUGGUGGUGCAGCAGUACAACCGGAUGGCCAACCUCAUGUCGCCGUCCACGGACGACCCGUCGGAGACGCCCAAGCACCCCGGCUACGAUUCCGAGUCGUGACGGAGCACGGCGAACCGGGCCUCCUCCUCCUUUUAACAUUAUACGCUUUUGUUUUCAUCCUAAAAAAAGUUAUACGUGUGGCAUAUAGGUAUCUAAUGCAUGACGUCAAUACACUCGAGGUCAGCCAUGUCUCGAGAUAAUAAAUCCCGAGACAGGGUGUUCCAUAGGAAGGUGUCUGUCCGAGUAAUUGAAGAGAGGAGAGUUAUGGAACUCAUCUUCUCCAUGAAUGGUGGCUCCAUCGCCGACCCUAGUGCUCCUUUUCUUUCUUGUUCUAUGUUCCAAGAAAUAGAUAGGAGAUUAGGAGGCCUGAUGUAGGACAUGGUAUGCAAGAAUAAGCAGGACAAAAGGAAGAAAGUGAAAAGGGUAGGGCUGGGCCGUAGCAUAUUUUGCUUUCAGCGCAUGGUUAUAUACAAUAGGAACUUCUUCUGUUAUGGAGACGUUAGAAAGUGAAGGGUUGUACGUUGGACGGACGAUGGAAGGGAAGGACAUUGGUGGUGUGAAUAAAAGUUUCUUUAUAGCGGAGAGCUUGAAGCUGAAACCAGUUCUCUACUUUGCUUUGUGUACAGUGUAAACUAGUGAAAUCCGGAUAACUUCGUUAAUAAAGGUGUCCUUCCCCCUGGUUUUCCC
Molecule: messenger RNA, 3193 nt
Organism: Nymphaea colorata (pocket water lily)
Lineage: Eukaryota; Viridiplantae; Streptophyta; Magnoliopsida; Nymphaeales; Nymphaeaceae
Product: cation/H(+) antiporter 19-like
Exons: 4
Coding region: 173-2566 (797 amino acids)
Biological process (GO): proton transmembrane transport; regulation of pH
Cellular component (GO): endomembrane system; membrane
Molecular function (GO): antiporter activity
Source: RefSeq, a predicted model, not a curated record